CUUCCCGGCGUCCCCCUGGUUCCUGGGGCGGGGUUCCUUCCCGGGCCUCCUGGAAGACAAGGAUCUGAAAUAGGGAAAGUUGCUAACCGUUGCUGAGGUCCACCAGGCUCUUUCUCCUCCCGGGAUUGCUUAAUCCGCACUUCCACCGUGAGAGAGAAACAGUUACCAUUGUGUGGUUUGAUUCAGGAAUGAAAUCUUCUGAAAGCUAAGAGCAGAAGCCUUUAUGGCCAACAUGGAGGACAAAAGACAGCGAGCCCGAGUGCAGGGAGCCUGGGCUGGCCCUGCUAAGAGCCAGGCUGUUGCUCAGCCAGGCAAGAACCUGGCUACCACUGCUAAGAACCUUCUCCAUCAAAGGCCUGGUCAGACCUGGAUGAACAAGGAGCAUCUGUCGGACAGACAGUUUGUGUUCAAAGAACCCCAGCAGGUAAUACGCAGAGCGCCAGAGCCACGAGUGAUUGACAAAGAGGGUGUGUAUGAAAUCAGCCUGUCACCCACAGGUGUAUCUAGGAGGUUGUUUUAUAUCCAGAGCAUCAUGAUAGGAGUGAUACUGCGCUCUGCUUGCCAUGGGAGGGUGAGUUUGUAUCCUGGUUUCAUUGACUUAAAAGAAGCCAACUGGGUAUUGGAACAGCUCUGUCAAGAUAUUCCCUGGAAACAGAGGACUGGCAUCAGAGAGAAUGUAACUUACCAGCAACCAAGACUUACAGCAUGGUAUGGAGAACUUCCUUACACUUACUCAGGAGUCACUGUGGAAGCCAAUCCUCACUGGCUUCCUGUGCUGCACACACUAAAGAACCAAAUUGAAGAGAACACUGGCCAUACCUUCAACUCCUUGCUCUGCAAUCUUUACCGAAAUGAGAAGGACAGUGUGGACUGGCACAGUGAUGAUGAACCCUCCCUAGGAAGGUGCCCUGUCAUUGCUUCACUCAGUUUUGGUGCCACACGCACUUUUGAAAUGAGGAAGAAACCCCCACCUGAAGAGAAUGGAAACUACACAUAUGUGGACAGAGUGAAGAUACCCUUGGAUCAUGGGACCUUGUUGAUCAUGGAAGGAGCUACACAAGAUGAUUGGCAGAUUUAGGCAGAAGAGUCUAUCAGGCAGCCUGGGACCCUGAGCCUCAGGGCUUGCUUCUCUAGAGCUGGCCACCCACUGGAAGAGCUCACCGCCAGGCCACCUUGUUUGUCCUCUGACUUUCCUGUGCAUCAGGCAGACAUCUACAUCUCUCUCUUUAAUCAACAUUAGCAACAUCUCGUCAGAACCCAUGUUACCAACUGGACUAGGAAUUGGCUACUUAACUGGGGAAGCUCAUUUUGGGGGACAGAAUCCAAUUUCUUGCAAUUUAGACAAAUUCUCAUCUUCCUGGCAUAUGACUCAGAACAGUGUUUCCUGACUAUAUCCAAGCAAACUUUCAGAGGUAGUUGAGUGGUCCCUUCCCCCCUUCAUUCUUAUCUGAGUGAAUUUGGGGACUCUGAAUGACACUCUAACUCAGCAUCAGGCUUCUUCACGAUACUUGACGCACCACAGCUCCAAUCAGCAGAUAGCCCAAAAGAACAGGUCAGGUCACACAGUCAAAGCCUCUUGACAACAGGCAACUGUCCUCAGAGCACAGGCUGGGAUAGAGUGCACUGAGCAUCAGAUUGUACCCCAGUAUUGAAAUCCAGAUCCACAUUGUUGUCCUUGUGUAAACUGCUAAUUCAGGUGGCAUUGAUGAUUCCUAAUACAUUUGGGUCACAGCUCAUAAACCUGCCGUUUCCUUGUGGUACUCAAUCCCUGCCACCUCUGUGGUGGAUAUGACCCUGUCCUAGUGCAUGGCAGGUCUGUCUGGACCUGGUGCAUUGGUGCCACUAUCUCCUGAGUUGUGUCAUGGUGACCCCCCCAAGUACUGAGUGGGCACCGUGGUGAGCAGACUGCUCCAGUUGGAGAGCUUCAGAGAAAGCUCUGACACGUGAUGGGUCCCUGCCCUGCUGGAAAUAUUUCUUGCUUGAGUUCUGGCAGCUUUUACUUGGCUGCAGAAUGUCUAAGACCCACUUUGCCUUUUCUGGUCAUAAAUACUUGUAGUGUUGAAUAUGAGG
This is a messenger RNA of Manis pentadactyla (Chinese pangolin), 2070 nucleotides long. It is a transcript of the gene ALKBH3, whose product is annotated as alkB homolog 3, alpha-ketoglutarate dependent dioxygenase. Gene Ontology annotation, biological process: DNA repair; DNA alkylation repair. The transcript has 11 exons. NCBI's taxonomy places the organism in Eukaryota, Metazoa, Chordata, Mammalia, Pholidota, Manidae. The coding region runs from base 224 to 1078 and encodes 284 amino acids. The record is from RefSeq and is a predicted model, not a curated record. Gene Ontology annotation, cellular component: nucleus. Gene Ontology annotation, molecular function: dioxygenase activity.